This is a messenger RNA of Colossoma macropomum (tambaqui), 1145 nucleotides long. RefSeq lists its product as uncharacterized. Lineage: Eukaryota; Metazoa; Chordata; Actinopteri; Characiformes; Serrasalmidae. The coding region runs from base 270 to 1145 and encodes 291 amino acids. The record is from RefSeq and is a predicted model, not a curated record. Gene Ontology annotation, molecular function: protein binding; guanyl-nucleotide exchange factor activity. Gene Ontology annotation, biological process: positive regulation of GTPase activity. The transcript is spliced from 5 exons. Gene Ontology annotation, cellular component: cytosol.
UUGAAGGAAACAGAUGGAGGAACACAGCUAAAACAGAGAGGAAAACAAGAAAAGCAAAGAGAGACACUCUUUCAUAGUUGUUCUCAGGGCAAGCUUGUUACUGGGAGAAUUGGUAAUCAUGUCAGGAAGAACGGAGAUCAAGAUAACUGGAAAAGUAGCAUAAAGUGUAGAGAGGCAGAAUGUGGCCUGGAGAGCGGGAGAGUCUGGGUGUUCUGUGAAAUGCAGAUCACACCCCACGUUGAGAUUCAUACUCUACCUCACACACACACAUGGACAGGAGGACAGCCAGUCGCCACCUGCCCAGCCCAGCAAAGGACUCAUUUGGUGCUGCUUUAGAUGCCAUCAGUGUGACCACAGAGCUUGUAGAGGAGGAACUGAAACCUCACCUGGACACGCUGCUGACUGUUGCCGUGGAGAGGAAACGAGGCCUAGCCGAGCAGGUGGUAGAGAGUGGCAUUCUGCCUGUUCUGGCUCAGGCUCUGAGGAGGAAGAGCUCUCUCACUGUACACACAGCCAGAUUGGUAGCUGAACUCGCAAGAGAGGCUAUAGUGAGAGACAGCUGCUUUGAGACUGGCAUCAUAUCUGCUCUUCUGACACUGCUGCUCAGUAAGGACCAGGAUCUGCUGCUGCAUGUUAGCCGAGCUAUCGGGAGAAUCUGCUACGACAGCAAUUUGCAGCAGGAGAGGCUGCUGAGGCUGGGAGCUGUCCCACGGCUGGUGGCUGUGCUGCUGCAACACUGUGAGAAUGAGGCCCUGCUCAGCUCCUGCCUGCUGACUCUGUGUAACCUGGCUGAUAUGGGCGAACAGGACGACUCCAAGUUUGUGUGGGAGAAGGGUGGGCAUUUUGAGGAGGGAGAGCAAGUGUUCCACGGCACACCCCAGCACUCCUUUGGUUUUGUGUCAGCAGUGACGGUGGUCCGACUGAACCAGUGGCCUCAGGGACAGUACUCAGUGAGCGUGGAAGUGCUUCAGAGAUGCUCCACUCUGUUUUGGGGGGCACAUAAUGGACGUCAGACUGGCUGGCGCUUGCCAAGCUUCACACACUUGGGCUGCUGUCCCAAAUUCUACAAGGUUAUUAAGUACUCAGUGAGGAACAUUCCUAAGAACAGGGGUCUGAAGACAGCAGUGUUUCACACAUUCUUGUGA